AUGCUUCAAGACAUUUCAUCAUCACGUUGGACACUGACAGCAACAACUACAACCACAGUAGAUAAUCAUUCAUCAUCCUCCUCUCCAAACAGUACGAACAUCAAUCAAACAGACAUUUACGGUGGAUGCAAUCCAAUUCUUUUUCAAUUGGGAAACUUCUCUCGGGAUGGUCCCAAUGUUGUCAAUUCCAUUUGUCCCGACACAUGGCUUGUUUUUUCUUUCAGCAUGACAUUUAUGACUUGUUAUGUGAUGGUUCUAAUUCUUUGUAGUUUAGGUCUUUUCUAUAAGAGAAAUGGAGGACAUUUGAAAUCGAGAGGAAUUGUGAAUAUCAUCAUGACAUUGAUUGCAGACUCUGCUUUCAUCAUUCUCAUUUGUCUGAGGUUCAUCAUUGGACGAAGAGUCUAUCCAUGUGGAUUAUAUAUCAUUAGUUAUUUUGUCUUGCCUCCAGCCAUAUUACUUCCAUCCAUAUUGAGAUUAUGGAGAUUGAUUUUUAUGAAUCGAUUGAAUGCAUUGAAAACUUGCAUGAUUCAUCACGAAAAACAUGUUUCAAUCCAAAAACAACAACCUUCAUCAUUCAAUAUGAACGUUAUGAACAACAAGAAUUCAUCAUCAUCUGUUCCGAUUCAGAACGACGUAGUGAUGGAAUUGAAAGAGACUUCUCCUCGUAGUACUACUAAUCAUUGUAAUCAUGGUGUUAAUAACAGUAGUAGUAGUAAUCAUCUCAGUAGUAGUAAUCAUCACAGUAGUAGUAAUCAUAAUAAUGAAGGAACUUGUGUGAAAACUCUCGAAAAUGACACGACCUUGAAAUCUGAAGUUACGACUAUGUGGUGGAACAAUGUUGAAUUUUCAUCUUCUCAACAACAGAAACACAAACUUUACACAUUAUUUGUUUCGAAUCGAUUCAUUAUUUGUGUGUAUUUUGUUUGUUUUUUGUUUCAUAUUUUACUGUACAUUUUUUUUGGAGCUAUUGAGGAAGGAAUGUAUCAGAGUCUGCAAGGAGGUGGUGGUGGCAUGAAUAGCAGUAACAACAACAACAGUGGAAGAUUUAUGAUGGGUUCAAAUGGUGGUUUAUUCAUUUAUGAUCGAGGAUGUGUCUUGACCAAUCAAAUCAUCAUUCUUGUAGCUUGUGAAUCUCUAUUUUAUAUUAUUAUAUCUAUUAUAUUAUUAAUAAUAUGUUUUAGAAUUCAAAAAGACACAUGGUUUAUCAAACGUGAAUCCUUAAUUUUAGUGGCUAUUCAAUUUUCUGCAAUUAUCUUAUUUGCCAUUUGUGGUUUUGUUCCAGUAUUUACAAAGAUUACUGAUUUUUUCAUUCCUUAUGGAUUUGUUCUCAUGAGUUAUUCAUUCAGUGAAGUGGUAUUGUGUAUAUUAAUGCCAGUUAUUUAUCAAAUGAAAUUAGAUUCAAAGAAUGGAACAGGUGCACACACAACUCUUGAACCACACACUUCUUUUCAUGGUACCAUGACUAGUCAUUCUCGAAAGAAUGCCAUUCGUACCGAUUUGGAAAGAUUUUUAGACAAUAGAAAAACUUUUGAAUUAUUACUUGAUUUUGCAAAGAGAUCCUAUUGUCCUGAGAGUGUGUUGUGUUACAAGGACAUUGAAAGAUUCAAAUCAUCUUUGAAACAUCGAAAAAGUAUUUCACUUCACAUUUUGAAAACUUAUUUGAAACCAAAUUCACCUUUGGAAUUGAAUGUUCCAAAAAUUUCACAAAUUCAUGAUGAAAUUAUGAGAUCCAUCGUAGAUGCAUCAACCCUUCAGAACACUAUGGUACCUUCAGUCUCUUCAACCAUGUUGAUUCCACACACAGCAACCACACUAUCCUCGUCAUCAUCACCUACAACAACAACUCCCACCAACAUUCCACCAAAUUUAUUCGAUCACAUUCAAUUGCACUGUUUGCAUAACAUGACCGAUGUUUUUGAACGAUUGAAAAGUCAAAGUAAGCAAGCUCGUAAAAUUCUUCAAGAAUGGAAAGAAGAGGAAUUUGGUUCUAACAGUGGUGGUGAUGGUGUUGGUAUUACUAUGAAUUCAGUUCAUGGAGUCGUAUCAACAACAAUAACCACUUCUCACCACCACCAUGAAACAUCCAUACCAUCCUCUACCACCCUUCUCUCGUCUGGUGUGAUUCAACAAGAUAACAUGAAUUCUCAAACCUCUUCUCCUCUUCUUUCAUCAAAUAACAAUGUGGCUCGAGAGGUGUGCUCCACAGACAACUUGAGUACUACAACCAUACAAUCAAAGGAAUUCAAGAAGAAAACAAUGUGGAAUAUAUUUAACACAUUGUGUUUAAUGUAUCGCUAG
Messenger RNA from Naegleria lovaniensis, 2298 nucleotides. RefSeq lists its product as uncharacterized. The coding region runs from base 1 to 2298 and encodes 765 amino acids. Lineage: Eukaryota; Heterolobosea; Eutetramitea; Acrasida; Naegleriidae. The record is from RefSeq and is a predicted model, not a curated record. The transcript is spliced from 2 exons.